GCGUUACAAGGUCGCGCAACUAUUUCCUCUUCCACACACGCGCGCGCUCGCCUCCAAUUGCUCUCGGGUUGCAUUGUGCAAAUUGAUUUUAGAUGACGGAUCUAGAGAGAUGCGCAAUCUGGCGGGUUAACGACCUGCCUGAAUGCUGAGAACGUGUGCGAAUAGUUUGCUGGAAAAUUAAUCAGUAUCUGAGUUCAAGGUGGGCAUGCUAUCGGUCGUCUUGGGCGCAAUUGAGCGUGUCACGUUGAACAGAGACCACGUGGUUGCUGGGCUGAGCGUGUAUUGGACGCGCUGAACUGACCCAAUUUUCAUGAUGUAUCAUCUAACACAUUCUGCAUUGUUCCCAUUGACCGAUAACGAGCGAUCUUGACCUUCGCGAGAGCGCUUUUUGAGGAAAAACCAAGUCCAAGUUCGUUCACACGCGCGCACACCUUUGCUUGGCUGUUGCAAUGUCACAAUCUCGAUUAGAUUCUGGCGUAGAUCAAUAUUUGAUAGCGACACAGAAAUAAAUAGAAUUGAAGUUAUUGAAUUGGGAAAUGAUAAUAUUUUCCUCAAGUGUCGACGAUCUAGAUUUUGCUAUAUUUUUGCAAUAUACAAAUAAUAAUUGUGAGGAAAUGCGAACGACUUAAAGUUGCAAUUGGGCAGAAAAUUGAGCGAAAAAGUGGAACAUGACAAACGGAACAUCAAUUGAUAUACUGAUAGAAUUGUAAUCCAGAUAAUGGGCGACAAAUACUCGAUCUGCAGAAGAGUUCAAGGACUGCCAGAAAUGUAUGGCCACUGGAUUGGUGUUGGAAAUCCUCAAAUACUCGCCAUUCUGUGAUGUGAUCUGAUCGAGAAAGGAAUUCGUGUAUGCGAUAAGGUGUUGUUUUGUAGUUUCGUGUGAGCAUUUUUAUCUGGGUCACAAAAGUGAAUUUUAUCAGGGCGCGCAAAGGUGUAUUUGAGGAAAAAAAACGCGCGCGCGCCAAAAGCUGAGUCUGUGUGUCCAGGAAGAGGCAAAAUUUGAGGUGGAAACUUGGAAAAUUUUUCAUCGCCAUACCGAUAAAGGGUGUUGGACACAUACACAGACUGUGUGGAAUCUAUCGAUUGACAGAGCAAAUCACAAAUGGACAGACUUUUGCGCUGCGGAUAUAAAUGCAAUAGGAGUGGAGGUCAGGCGUUAGUAAAUUACUGGCCGGUGUGCCAUAGACGUCCAAUUUUGUGGAGAGAAUCCAGCCUUUUCCCGCGCUUUGCUGUCCCCUUUCCAAUUGCCAUUGCCGCUGUGCAUUCGUUAAGUGUGUCUUCUCUGUUGAAACCGAAAAAAAUGGCCGACAACGCCGGGAAUAUUGAACUGCCCCAGUAUGUUAUCGACGAGAUCAAGCAAUUAGCCGAGAGUGUGGAUAUGGUGAAGCCCAUCCUCAGGGUGUCCCAAGGCUCGAGGAGCGGUGAUAACUUUUCUGGGGACGUGUUUCGAGUCAUAGCGGUGUCUGAGGAUGGAACAAUGCCAGAUGAAGCGUCCAAAGACAGGCUGAUCUACCAGAAGGAGCUGCACCUGUUCGUGAAACUGGCACCACGGACCGACAUGAGGCGCAAAUUGUACAAAUCUGUGUUGUGUUUUGAGCGCGAAAGAUAUAUGUAUGACGUCAUUCUCCCGCGCUUUCAAGUGUUCGAGCGCAAGUACCUGAAGAGCGCCGACAGAUUCCACAACUAUCCGCAAAUGGUGAUGUGCAACCUACAGGAGAACCAGGAAUACCUCGUCCUGAACGAUUUGCGGCGCGAAGGCUACUGGAGUCCCAAACGCUCCACGCCACUAAAUAUCCAUCAGUGUCGCCUUGUUCUGGGCACAAUGGCCAAAUUCCAUGCCAUCUCUUAUGCCUUCAAGGAUCAGCAUCCCGAGGAGUUCACCAUCUUGACCUCAAAACUCAUUGAAACUAUGUUUGCCACGCCAAUUACGACGGACAUGCUGACGUUCCUCUCCAAGAAGAUCGAAUAUGGCCUCAGCACUCUCACUGAGCCCGAUGAUGGCGAGUACAAGCGGCGCUUGGAGAAGUUCGGGGAGAGCUUCACCGAGAACAUGAUUUCCUGCGUGCACGUGAAAGAUUACGGCGCCAUCGUUCACGGCGAUUCCUGGAUCAGCAACCUGAUAUUCCGCUUCAAGAACAACGUGGAGGAGGAGGUGAAACUGCUGGACUGGCAAUUGAGUCGGCACACAACUCCUGUCCUGGACUUGGCGUACUUCAUCUUCUGCUGCACCGAUGAGGAUGUGCGAAUCCACUUGCCCGAGCUCCUGGAUCAGUACUACGACCAGCUAAUCCGUCGCAUCGACCGAUUGGGCAGCAGAGGAACUGAUCUCUAUCCCAAGGGCGUCUUCGAUGAUCACUGCAAGCGCUACAUGAAGUAUGGACUCGGCCUGGCUCUGAUGACGCUGCACUCCGUUACCAACGAUUCCGAGAAUAUGCCAGACGUGGUGCCGAUACUUGAGAAUGCGAAUUUCGCAGAGAUGGAAAGUAUCGCAGGCGAUCUGGCCAAGAGUCCCGCCUACAUCAGCCGCAUGUCCAAAGUGAUUCGGGACGCUGUGAGGUUUGGAUACAUCUAACGCGUUAUUUUACCCACUGAAAAUGUAUUAUUCGAUUUUACCCCCCAAUGUACAGCUUUCAUUAUAAAAAUAGAUUCUCUAUGCAUGUAAGAA
Phlebotomus argentipes is the source of this 2665-nucleotide messenger RNA. RefSeq lists its product as uncharacterized. The transcript is spliced from 4 exons. NCBI's taxonomy places the organism in Eukaryota, Metazoa, Arthropoda, Insecta, Diptera, Psychodidae. The record is from RefSeq and is a predicted model, not a curated record. Bases 1103 to 2572 code for a protein of 489 amino acids.